This is a messenger RNA of Drosophila biarmipes, 821 nucleotides long. Its product is annotated as 26S proteasome non-ATPase regulatory subunit 9. Lineage: Eukaryota; Metazoa; Arthropoda; Insecta; Diptera; Drosophilidae. Gene Ontology annotation, biological process: proteasome regulatory particle assembly. Bases 57 to 710 code for a protein of 217 amino acids. Gene Ontology annotation, molecular function: protein binding. Gene Ontology annotation, cellular component: nucleus; cytoplasm. The record is from RefSeq and is a predicted model, not a curated record. The transcript is spliced from 3 exons.
CAAAAUAAAUUUGUAUUUUUGACGAAAACAAAAUAACUCGAAUCGAAGGGCAAGUCAUGGCCACCACCAAGGAGCGACUGGAGCGGCUGAUCAACGCCAAGAAGCAGCUGGAGGCGCAGAUCAGCAGGAACGGACAGAUCCUGGCCGCCAACGACAAUGUGGGCAUGACCGGACCGUUGGUGGACUCCGAGGGCUUUCCGCGCAACGACAUCGACAUCUACCAGGUGCGCCAGGCGCGUCAGACGAUCAUCUGCCUGCAGAACGACCACAAGGAGCUGAUGAACCAGAUCCAGACCCUGCUCAACCAAUACCACAGCGAGAUAGCCACCACAGACCCGGAGCUGGUGAACCGAGCCUCCGCUUUGGACCUGGACAGCGACCGCACGCCAGGAGGGGCCAAUACAGCAGAUCUGGCACCAGCUCGCGCCAUCGUCGUGGUCAACCUAGUCAGUCCCGAUUCACCCGCCGAGAAAGCUGGACUUUGUGUGGGCGAUGCCAUCCUCCGCUUCGGCUCCAUAAACAGCAAUAACUUUAAAGGAGAUCUCGCCCAGAUUGGCGAGGUCGUGCGCAACAUGCAGAACCAGAAUGUCCAGCUGAAGGUGAAGCGCGCCGAGCAGCAGCUGGACUUGAUAUUGGUGCCAAAAACAUGGAGCGGACGCGGGCUCCUCGGCUGCAACAUCGUCCUGCCGCCCGAGGCCAUGGAGCACUAGUGUAGUUAACCUUUUAAGUCUUACGGAGUUGUUAGUGUACUCUUUACCCUGCAUUUUAAUUAUCAGCUCAUGGCCAGGCCACCACUGGACAUGUUUGCUCUAAAUUGUGAA